Messenger RNA from Vespula vulgaris, 1633 nucleotides. RefSeq lists its product as uncharacterized. Gene Ontology annotation, cellular component: axoneme. NCBI's taxonomy places the organism in Eukaryota, Metazoa, Arthropoda, Insecta, Hymenoptera, Vespidae. The record is from RefSeq and is a predicted model, not a curated record. Gene Ontology annotation, biological process: axonemal central apparatus assembly; cilium movement.
AUGGGCUUAGAACUUCAAACGAUAGCUUUAACUGGUCACGGAAUAGAACGUAAAUUAGAUAUAAAUGAAUCUUCUAUCAAAUUUUUACCAACUAUACCAUAUAUGGAAAUCCAGGAAAGAGAAUUCAUGAUUGAAAAUAAUUGCGAAUAUCCAAUAGAAUAUUUUUGGCAUCAUCUCGAUGAUCGAUUCAUACAAGAAGAUCACAUUGCUAAGAUACUUACUCACUAUUACGAUGUUAAGGAAAUCCUCUUACCACCUAGACAACUUGCAGAAGGGAUCCCAACUAUAUUAAUUGAAUUUUAUAAUGAUUUAGUCAAUGAAAUAGCUAAAGAACAAAAAUCUGAUGAGAUAAAUCACAUAGAGGAGGAAGAACUUCGAAAAGUAUCUAAUUUGAAAAGAAAAAAAUCACUUAAUGGCUCCGUUACUUUAUGGGACAUAAAAAGGGAUCGUCCUUCGAUGAUCGAUCAAUUAAACAUUGAAAAAUUGCUUCUCGAUCACAUCAGUAAUUUGCACAAAGAUCCAAAUUUUCAUAAGACCAUGAAAGAUCCAGUGAAAUGUCUGUUUGAUGAACUCGAACUCCAAUCCAUGUUGACAGAAAAGUUGGAAGAAUCAGAGAAACCAGAAAAGAAAGUUUGCAUUAUCUUUCACGGUGCACCUUUCACAGCUUACCAGGAAACGGCAUGUAGAAGUGCCAAAGCAUUAGGGAUUCCCGUGCUUUCUAUAGACACGGCUAUUUUAGAAAUAGCAGCUUUUAGCAAGAGCGAGUGUUCGGUCAAACUUAGACAAGCUAUCAAUGAGACUUAUCAGAAUUAUACUUCUAAAUUUUCUGAAAACAGAAUUCAAAUUCUUGCUGAAAAAUUGGAAACAACGCGUACGCAAAAGUCACGAUCUUCCCAAAAGAGAAAAAAAUCGGGUGAAACACAAAGAACAACGGAGACAUCGAGAUCCGAAAAGCACGAUAACGAUUUAAUAGAGGAGGAAAGAAUUUUACAUUGGACCGACGAACCUGAUCCUUUGGAAUCGUACGACAAAUUAUCACUCACUGAGGAAACAUUAAUUUCUAUGGAUAUUUUGAGUCAAUACGAACAUAAAUUAGAAGCUAUACGAUUAUUGGAAAAAAUUUUUCCAACAAAAAUGAUCACUGAUACCAUAAAGGAUAAAACGAACUUUCAUGAAAGUGACAAAAGUAGUAAAAAAAGCCAAAGAAAUUUUUCGGAAAUUGGUUCGGAUAUAUUAUUCGAAGCGUUAAGAGAAAGAUUAUCGGAAGAAGAUUUCGAAAGAGGUUUCGUUUUGCAAACUCUCCAUAAUAGUACCAUUUGCGACGAGAUCAAAACUUUAAAUAUUUUACUUGAUAUUGUCGGUCACAUAGAAUUUUUUCUUUUCAUUACCUUUUACAAUUCAGAAGACAUUUGCAAUUGGAAAAUUAAUGAGUUAAAACGAUUAAAAGACGAGGAAAUAGCCAAGAAUACUGCAAAGAAAAUUCAGAGAUCGAUGAGAUGUCACUGUCCGAUUACGAUCAACUUUCCGAGAAAGAUAAAAAUAUGUACCUUAAAGCAAUCUUGCCACUAAAAAAACAAGAAGCAUCGUUAAGGAGAACUCAAUUAUCUGAGAAAUUGGAUGCAUCAAAAGGAAA